Messenger RNA from Sycon ciliatum, 2137 nucleotides. RefSeq lists its product as uncharacterized. The record is from RefSeq and is a predicted model, not a curated record. NCBI's taxonomy places the organism in Eukaryota, Metazoa, Porifera, Calcarea, Leucosolenida, Sycettidae. Bases 10 to 1896 code for a protein of 628 amino acids. The transcript is spliced from 13 exons.
UACUAGUACAUGAUUGUAUACAUUUUGUCAGGGUGCAGAUCUACUGAUGCUCAACCCUAUCUAGGCAGCUUUGCUCUACGAGGAGCUAUGUCGCUCAUCCGUCUCUGCGCGGCGUCCUCCAGCUGCCGCCUUGCUCUCAGAGGCGUUCGCCCUGGGUCUUCCGAAGCAGCACACACAGCUUCGGAGGACACCGCUACUGAAGCAAGCACCCAGGUGCCUGCUCCUGAAGCCAAAGCUCCCAAAAGCAAGAGUAGACUGAAUCGGGAUGUAGGAGACAUUAUCGCGAAGAGCCGUGGACAUGACUACAAGCAGACGAGCGGAGAUACGAGUAAAGUGGAGGAGGCCGCCGAUCUAGAGGCCAAGGACGACACUGAGGCGGAGACCAAGAAAAAUCUGGAAAGAGCGCAGUCGAAUACCUACAUCAGGCGCCCCCACAAUGAGAGAAGGCAAUUCCUGAGGAAAUCUUGGUCUACAGAAGGCCUUUUGAAUUACUCUACGCGGGAUGCAUGCAUGUCUCACCAGGGCUACCAGGGUGUGCAACUGAUGUAUUCUCAUCUUACCCUCAUCAGCAAUGACACAGAGCGAUAUAAUAUGCAGAAUACGAAGCCGAUCGAUGUAACCUUAAAUGGCCGCACGUAUAGUUUUCGCUCCUACUGGGACUCUCCGGUCUCGAUCGGCAACGCUCUAGCUCACCGGGCUAAGAAUGAGGCCGUGUGUGCAAGGUUCAAUGGUAAGCUGAUCAACCUUCAGCAGCCACUUACCUCUAGUGGAGAUCUGGAGUACAUUAUGCCAGACGCACCGGACGCUGCACGUGCACUUGGCGGUCUUGGGUGUGUGCUGCUCAACCAGGCGCUGGAGAGGAGCUGGCCAGACGCUAAGCUCCUGUCGUCCGGCGUCAACCACCUGGGACAGUUCUACUGCGACAUCUCCCGUCAUCCAGCACUGAUUGGACUGCCUGACUCGGAAACCCUGGCCAUACUGGAGAACUACAUGCUCGAAGUGGCAAGCCUUCCGUAUAACUGCGAGAUGUUGCGAGCACCGCAGUCGUCAUAUGCCAAGAGUUUAGCCAGUAUCAUCACAAGCCUUUUCCAAAGGUACGACCAGGAGAGAGGCGCGCGGAUUUUGCAAGCCAUCGAGGGAGACUCACUCUCUCCUCUCUAUAUCCAUGGUUUGUACAUGAACGUUCACGAGUCUCCCGUAGCUCCGUUCCCCUCAUUCGUCAAAGGCGUCGUCAUUGAGUCGAUUGAGCGGCGCUACAAUUCUGUUACCGGAGACGACGAAUGCACUUGCUUUCGUCUGACCGGACGGAUCUUCCCCAGUGUCGAAAAGCUACACGAGUGGAUGCUGGAGUCUUACGAAUUCCGCGAUGAUGUUCAGAAAGAUAACCCUUCCUGCCGACACGCCCGUUGGGCCCAGGUGCCCGACGAGGCACGCCGCCCUCUAGAGCGCACGCCCGAGCUGGAGCAGGCCUGGGUCCAGCAAUACCAGCAUGAUCUGGAAAAGGACACGGAGGUCGUCAAGGCCAAAAGGGGCUCCAAGCAAACGACCAUGCGGCGCCAGAACAGGACGUUCACGGCGCUGCACAACAGCUACAUCACCAUUGCUCACCCUCUGACGCAUAACACGCCGCCGGACCUGGAGACCAUGGAGAAAGUACGCCUGGAGAACCCAAGCCUGUUCAAGGGCGUGCUGUACCAGGCCAAGCAUCUCGUGUCGCAGUGGGAGGUGCUCCGGCGCAACGAGGGCCAGCGCAUCGCCAUGAACGCCGAGGCCAAUCUGUACGAGUACAAACGUGUCAUGCUGGCUCGGCCGUCCGAUAUCGGCAGCAAACGCCGGCCGGCCUUGAGCCGCAGCGGCCGCCCGGAGGCCAUGUCUCUCUCGGUGUCGCUCGACUAACGUCAUCUCUCUCUCUAUCUCUCCCUCUCUCUCUCUCUCUCUCUCUCUCUCUCUCUCUCUCUCUCUCCCUCCCUAUCUCUCUCUCUCUCUCUCUCUCACUCACUCUCUCCGUCUCUCCCGCAGUGCCCAUUUGUUGUCCACGUUGCUACUGCUGGUGGUACUAACUUAAAUAACAGACUUUGGUGAAGCCCUUCCCUUCCACCCAUUAUGUACAUGUGCAACACAACUACCUGGCCAUUUC